This is a messenger RNA of Coregonus sp. 'balchen', 12003 nucleotides long. The record is from the annotation of a GenBank genome assembly. NCBI's taxonomy places the organism in Eukaryota, Metazoa, Chordata, Actinopteri, Salmoniformes, Salmonidae.
AUGACAGUCACAGCGGUGAUCCACAGGGUGUCCCAUCUGGUCCCAUGCCCAACCCCAGACACAGAGAACCGCAUCCAACGGCAGUGUGUGAUUGGGUAAUUAUUCACUGUGAAUUAUACUUUACACCAAUGGGAAGUGAGAACGGAGCGUGGAUGGACAAUUAUCAGGGCUGGGAUUGAAUGAGAACCCCCAUAGGUUGUUGUCAGUCGCCUGGAGACCCUCCCUCUCUUCCACACACACACACACACACACACACACACACACACACACACAAAGUCACACACAUACACACACUUCUCUCAACUAAUUUACCAAUAACAAAACCAACAGUAUAUUUCAAAUUACCAACCUAAACUAUCAAAACUAAGUUUGGUUCAGUGGCAGUGAGGCAUACAGUAUUCCGUCCUCAACAGUAUUCCAUUCACAACAGUAUUCCUUCCUGAACAGUAUUCCAUUCUCAACAGUAUUCCUUCCUGAACAGUAUUCCAUUCUCAACAGUAUUCCUUCCUGAACAGUAUUCCAUUCUCAACAGUAUUCCGUCCUGAACAGUAUUCCAUUCUCAACAGUAUUCCUUCCUGAACAGUAUUCCAUUCUCAACAGUAUUCCGUCCUGAACAGUAUUCCAUUCUCAACAGUAUUCCGUCCUGAACAGUAUUCCAUUCUCAACAGUAUUCCUUCCUGAACAGUAUUCCAUUCUCAACAGUAUUCCGUCCUGAACAGUAUUCCAUUCUCAACAGUAUUCCUUCCUGAACAGUUUUCCAUUCUCAACAGUAUUCCUUCCUGAACAGUAUUCCAUUCUCAACAGUAUUCCUUCCUGAACAGUAUUCAAUUCUCAACAGUAUUCCUUCCUGAACAGUAUUCCAUUCUCAACAGUAUUCCUUCCUGAACAGUAUUCCAUUCUCAACAGUAUUCCGUCCUGAACAGUAUUCCAUUCUCAACAGUAUUCCGUCCUCAACAGUAUUCCAUCCUCAACUGUAUUCCUUCCUGAACAGUAUUCCAUCCUCAACAGUAUUCCUUUCUGAACAGUAUUCCAUUCUCAACAGUAUUCCUUCCUGAACAGUAUUCCAUUCUCAACAGUAUUCCUUCCUGAACAGUAUUCAAUUCUCAACAGUAUUCCUUCCUGAACAGUAUUCCAUUCUCAACAGUAUUCCUUCCUGAACAGUAUUCCAUUCUCAACAGUAUUCCGUCCUGAACAGUAUUCCAUUCUCAACAGUAUUCCGUCCUCAACAGUAUUCCAUCCUCAACUGUAUUCCUUCCUGAACAGUAUUCCAUCCUCAACAGUAUUCCUUCCUGAACAGUAUUCCAUUCUCAACAGUAUUCCUUCCUGAACAGUAUUCCAUUCUCAACAGUAUUCCUUCCUGAGCAGUAUUCCAUUCUCAAAAGUAUUCCGUCCUGAACAGUAUUCCGUCCUGAACAGUAUUCCGUCCUGAACAGUAUUCCAUCCUCAACAGUAUUCCGUCCUGAACAGUAUUCCAUCCUCAACAGUAUUCCUUCCUGAACAGUAUUCCAUCCUCAACAGUAUUCCUUCCUGAACAGUAUUCCAUUCUCAACAGUAUUCCUUCCUGAACAGUAUUCCAUUCUCAACAGUAUUCCUUCCUGAACAGUAUUCCAUUCUCAAAAGUAUUCCGUCCUGAACAGUAUUCCAUUCUCAACAGUAUUCCUUCCUGAACAGUAUUCCAUCCUCAACAGUAUUCCAUCCUCAACAGUAUUCCAUCCUCAACAGUAUUCCAUCCUGUUUUCAUAGCUACAAGGGUUGCUUCAAUCUGUUUUACUACAAAGAGCUUGUUGAAUAUUUUACCAAACUCAUGAAAUAGCAAUGAGGCGGUGAAUGGGGGUGUUCCUUUUUAGUGUGUGUUUGUGUGUGUGUGUGUGUGUGUGUGUUUUGUACUGCUUUAGAAAACAGCCGCUCCUCCUCUGGCUCCAGCCCGGUCCCCCAUCAAUCAUAGCCUGGCACAGCGGGCACAGAUGUGCCCAACACCCAGCUGAUUGAUUCAUAUCAAUUUAACGUUCAGCACUUAGCAUCUCGCCUCAAUUUACCGUGCCAGCAGUCCCCCGCCCCCCAAUAACCCGCUACACAUUCCCCCCUGACGCCUCACAAACACACACACACACCUGCGGCCCUCACACCCACCUCAGGUAGCCUGAAGCCUGAUACAGUGGUUACAGAGCUGAAGACAGAGGGAAGAGAGUAAUCUGCCCCCCUGGAGAGGAAGGAGGAAAGAGAGGGGUAGGGACUUGACAGUGGCAUAAGAUGGGAUUUGAGACCUCAAUCCACCCCACUGUCACACAGAGAUAGAGACAUACACACACACCCUGCCAGGCCCAAAGGUCCCCAGGGGCCACCCUAAAGACCCUGUUCACUGCUGCUGGUCUUUAGAACAUACCACUUAGAGACGAAAGUCGCUGUAGUGCUCUGGGGCAUUGUUGUCCCGCGCUGCCCUUUGAAGCCAGGUGAGAGAGGUCUGACACUGAUCUAGAGUCCCACGAGACCUCUCACAGACUCAAAAUAGACAUACACACACACUGCCGGGAAGGAAAUAACUGCUAAUUAGGAAGACUGUAGAGGAAGAGAGGAGGAAGAGCACCACUCCUUAGUGUCAAAGGAAUGAGGGAACUGAGAUGGGAAGGGGGGAGAGAAGAGAGGGCAGACAGGGGAGGAUGGCUGGAGUGCUUUACAUAUUAGACAUCUUUUGAUACAUUGAUUAGGACUGUGACUGAGACCCUUACAGUAUGGCGACUGCAGGAAAGAGACAAUUAUGAUUCCUUAUAAGAGGAGCUAAGGAGAGCCACGUCUCUCUCUCUCUCUCUCUCUCUCUCUGUCUCUCUCUCUCACACAUCUAUUCAGAGAGAGGGAUGACAUGAAAGAGAGAGCGAGAGGAAGAGAGAGAGACAGAGAGAUGAUAUGCGAGUGAGAAAGAGUGAUAUGAUAAGAGAGAGAGGGAUGAUAUGAAAGAGAGAGAGAGGGGGAGCUGGGCUGACAGCUGCCCCUCCACUGUCUGGACUUAAUGAAAUAUUAAAGAGGUGCAUGGCUCCUUUCAUCUUUGGUAUUUUAUUAGGAUCCAUCUAGUCUAGUGAAAGGGAGCUGCUCCUGCACUCCAGAGGCCAAACAGACACGUAUCAACAUCGACGGCCAGCAGACAGACACAGACCUGCAGGCAAAUUAGAGCAGAGGUGUGUGUGUGUGUGUGUGUUACUAUUGUAUUUCCAAACUGAACAGGACAAGGGAAAAGAGCACAGAACCUGGAACAUUUACAAGUGUCUAAUUUAUCUAUUUUUCUCUCUCUCUUUCCCACUCUAGACUCAUCCUUCCGGUACACAGGUAGUCCAGACAGUCUGCGUUCCCGUGCCCCUAUGAUAACCCCUGACCUGGAGAGUGGGGUCAAGGUGUGGCACCUGGUCAAGAACCACGAGCAUGGAGACCAGAAGGAGGGAGACCGCGGCAGCAAGAUGGUCUCUGAGAUAUACCUGACCAGGCUGCUGGCCACCAAGGUAACACCCGGCUUAAAUACAUUUUACAUUUUAGUCAUUUAGCAGACGCUCUUAUCCAGAGCGACUUACAGUUAGUGAAUACAUAUUUUUUUAUACUGGCCCCCCGUGGGAAUCGAACCCACAACCCUGGCAUUGCAAACGCCAUGCUCUAUCAACUGAGCUACAUCCCUGCCGGCCAUUCCCUCCCCUACCCUGGACGACGCUGGGCCAAUUGUGCGCCGCCCAUGAGUCUCCCGGUCGCGGCCGGCUGCGACAGAGCCUGGAUUCGAACCAGGAUCUCUAGUGGCACAGUUAGCACUGCGAUGCAGUGCCUUAGACCACUGCGCCACUCAGGAGUACAUAGUAAAUACUUCUUUAUAUACCAACAUACUGCAUUGUCUCUCCAUAUUUCAAUUAUACUACAGUAGUUUACUUUCAGUUCCUGUUGGUAUGUUUACAUACAUUUUACAAAGUGUGGCUAGUGACAGACUUUUGUUUCCCUAGGUUCUUUCCUAUUCAUUGAGGAAAUCAGUUGUUCAGUGAGUUCAUGUAUGUCUGAACUAGUGUGUCCAUUGUUUUUACCCAGGGUACCCUGCAGAAGUUUGUGGACGACCUGUUUGAGACGUUGUUCAGUACCGUCCACCGAGGUAGCGCCCUGCCCCUCGCCAUCAAAUACAUGUUUGACUUCCUGGACGAGCAGGCAGACAAACACGGCAUCCACGACCAAGAUGUCCGCCACACAUGGAAGAGCAACUGGUGAGCAACCUGAAAGAUGUAGAAUAGGAAUGAUAGGAUGGAUCUAUAAUAUGAUGUAUAAUAUAGGAUGCAAUGUGUAUCAUUGUGUAUCACUUAGUUCUACAAAAGAGACAUGACUCUAAACUUUAUCAUAGGACGAUACACUGAGUCAUCGGUUAGAAACAUUCUAAAAUAUAACAGUACUGGAUUCUGCCUGUCUGGAGUUAUGAGCCUUAAGCUCCUCACUUGAGUGACCCAGAAAGAGGAGAGAAAUACAGUACUGAUAGUUGGUGGAUUCUGGCUCCCAGAGUGUGAAGAAAAAUAUUGAGAGUGGAUUCUGACUGACUCAUUCCUUUGCCCUCUCUCUCCCCCCCCUCUUUACCUCCCUCUCUCUCUCUCCCCCGCUCUCUCUCCCCCUCUUUACCUCCCUCUCCUCUCUCUCCCUCUUUACCUCCCUCUCUCUCUCCCCCUCUCUCUCCCCCGCUCUCUCUCCCCCUCUUUACCUCCCUCUCUCUCUCCCCCUCUUUACCUCCCUCUCUCUCCCCCUCUUUACCUCCCUCUCUCUCCCCCUCUUUACCUCCCUCUCUCUCCCCUGCUCUCCCCCUCUUUACCUCCCUCUCUCUCUCCCCCUCUCUCUCCCCCUCUUUACAUCCCUCUCUCUCUCCCCCUCUUUACCUCCCUCUCUCUCUCUCUCUCCCCCUUUUUCCCCCCCCCCCGCUCUCUCUCAGUCUUCCACUGCGGUUCUGGGUGAACGUGAUCAAGAACCCCCAGUUUGUGUUUGACAUACACAAGAGCAGCAUCACGGAUGCCUGUCUGUCUGUGGUGGCCCAGACCUUCAUGGACUCCUGCUCCACGUCAGAGCACCGCCUGGGCAAGGACUCGCCCUCCAACAAGCUGCUCUACGCUAAAGACAUCCCCAACUACAAGAGCUGGGUAGAAAGGUAAGAGUGAGACACCAAUAUACAUUUUCAACAGUGAAGAGGCGACUCCAGGAUGCUGACCUUCUAGGCAGAGUUGCAAAGAAAAAGCCAUAUCUCAGACUGGCCAAUAAAAAUAAAAGAUUAAGAUGGGCAGUCUGAGAUAUGGCUUUUUCUUUGCAACUCUGCCUAGAAGGUCAGCAUCCCGGAGUCGCCUCUUCACUGUUGACGUUGAGACUGGUGUUUUGCUGGUACUAUUUAAUGAAGCUGCCAGUUGAGGACCUGUGAGGCGUCUGUUUCUCAAACUAGACACUCUAAUGUAUUUGUCCUCUUGCUCAGUUGUGCACCGGGGCAUCCUACUCCUCUUUCUAUUCUAGUUAGAGCCAGUUUGCGCUGUUCUGUGAAGGGAGUAGUAUACAGCGUUGUACGAGAUCUUCAGUUUCUUGGCAAUUUCUCGCAUGGAAUAGCCUUCAUUUCUCAGAACAAUAAUAGACUGACGAGUUUCAGAAGAAAGUUAUUUGUUUCUGGCCAUUUUGAGCCUGUAAUUGAACCCACAAUUGCUGAUGCUCCAGAUACUCAACUAGUCUCAAGAAGGCCAGUUUUAUUGCUUCUUUAAUCAGCACAACAGUUUUCAGUUGUGCUAACAUAAUUGCAAAAGGGUUUUCUAAUGAUCAAUUAGCCUUUUAAAAUGAUCAACUUGGAUUAGCAAACACAAUGUGCCAUUGGAACACAGGACUGAUGGUUGCUGAUAAUGGGCCUCUGUACGCCUAUGUAGAUAUUCCAUUAAAAAUCAGCCGUUUCCAGCUACAAUAGCCAUUUACAACAUUAACAAUGUCUACACUGUAUUUCUGAUCAAUUUGAUGUUAUUUUAAUGGACAACAAAAUUGCUUUUCUUUAGAAAACAAGGACAUUUCUAAGUGACCCCAAACUUUUGAACGGUAGUGUACAUUUUUCAAACAUUUUCCAUCCUGAAAAUUAGGAAUAAGCAAUGGCUUUGAAUUCUGGUCAAACAGAUGGAAAAGGGGUCUUAGAAAUCAUCUACCAGAAAAAGUCUUAAAAGGUAUUAGAAAUACAUCAAAACACAAUAAUGUUGAACUGAAGACCCCUGCCAACUAAUAUCAACACUUAUAUGUAGUUUCUGAGAAAAUUUUCUGCCUUCUUUUAAGUUUAAGAAACAUUGCUUUGUGCCUUGAAAUUCUGCUACCUAAAACCCACAUAUCUUUAAGAUAUUUUCUAAUUUGUCUCCCUCAUGAGGAGGGAGGAUAAUGAAAGUUCACAAAAGUAACAAGUAAAGGUAGACCUAUCAAUUAGCUAUAGUGUUUUUACUGAUAUCAAUUAUUUAGUGAUCGAAUUUCUGAAAAAUUGGUAACGGAAUUUAUGCAAUUGAAUUGGAUACAAUUGGAAAUCAUAGUAGUCACAAAUCACAGUUGGGUUCACAAGUUUGGACAGCACAGCACAGUAUAGUACAGCACAAUAGAGUACAGUAAAGAAAAGUAUAGUUCAGUACUGUGCAGUUAGGUAGAGUUCAGUACAGUACACAGUAGAUCACACUAUAAUGUACUGUAUUGUACUGUACUAUACUCUACUACUGAACUGUACUGUGCUCUACUGUACUCUAUUGUACUGAACUCUACUUUACUGUGCUGUACUUUGAUGUCCAAACUUGUGAAACAUAGACGUCUGUAAUUGGUUCAGAUUUGGUCCGAUCCUGACCAACCAAAUUUGGUCUUGUUUGGGGGCAGAGCUCAUUAAAAUAAUAGCAAGUGUGUAGAAUAAUACCCAAAUAUGCAAAGGAGGAUAUGGCAUAUCUAUCUAUACCUUUGUGUACCUACAGUAUUUAGGAUACAUCAUCAUGAAGAAAAUCCAUAAUUGCAUUUCUGUGUACAGAUCAGGGACCCAUGUUGAAAUUCCUUUACCACAAUUCUGUUACCGGGUGUAAAUCCACUUCACUUACUGUAGUUCAAUAACCAAAAUAGAUGUUUUCAAAGUCAAUGUGUCAUGUCAUAGAUGACACCACAUUCUUUCUGCAGACAUCGAUGAAUCAUAAUUCGGAGCAGGUAUUUAAGAGUUUUUCGAAAAAACGUGGACACAUAGAAAACUGAGGGAGAUUUUACAAAAAUUAUGUUACUAAACUUAGCAUUUUGCACAGUUCUUCCAGUAAAUGUGUUUUUGUAAAAUGUUGUGUAAAUUGUUAAAAGUAGUCCUUGUGCAUAGAGUUUUAUAUUAUUAAAAAAUUGAAAUCAAUGGUUUUUGUUUGGCAUACAUUGUAAUUAAAACAUCUGAGUCUCAGCACAAUUCUGUUAUUGUGGAAUUGCCCACAUACAAUUCUAUAUCCUUGUUUUCUUACCCCUCACACAAACUGUUCUGGUCCUGGAUACACUUGCCGUAUAUUAAGUAUUACAUAUGUACUCGUAAAAUGUGACUAAUAUGUAGAAAAUGAGCCUCAACUUUCCAGUAAAGCAUUUUGGUAUAGAAUGUGUGGUCUCUGUGCAUGUUGAUACUGAGUGUCGCCCCCUGUAUGUGCCUCCAGGUACUAUGCCGACAUUAACCGUCUGCCAGCCAUCAGUGACCAGGACAUGAAUGCCUACCUGGCAGAGCAGGCCAGGCUCCACUCCACAGAGUUUAACAUGCUCAGUGCUCUUAACGAGAUCUACUCCUAUGUCUCCAAAUACAGCGAGGAGGUGAGUCCUUACACACACAUACAUUGGGGGAAAAAAGUAUUUAGUCAGCCUUAGACCACUGCGCCUGCUCUAGAGGAGAUCUGCAUGGAGGAAUGGGCCAAAAUACCAGCAAAAGUGUGUGAAAACCUUGUUAAGACUUACAGAAAACGUUUGACCUGUGUCAUUGCCAACAAAGGGUAUAUAACAAAGUAUUGAGAAACGUUUGUUAUUGACCAAAUACUUAUUUUCCACCAUAAUUUGCAAAUAAAUUCAUAAAAAAUCCUACAAUGUGAUUUUCUGGAUUAUUUUUUCUCAAUUUGUCUGUCAUAGUUGACGUGUACCUAUGAUGAAAAUUACAGGCCACUCUCAUCUUUUUAAGUGGGAGAACUUGCACAAUUGGUAGCUGACUAAAUACUUUUUUCCCCCACUGUAUAGACACACACACACACACACACACACACACACACACACACACACACACUGCAGUGAUAGGCAUUCUAAUAACAGGCUUCACUCAAGGCUAGUUAAAGGUCAUUCCUAACUCAUUUAGAGUGUUUCUACAACUUUCAGAAAGGCCAAGAGUUUCUCUGAUCUGAUGGUAUUCUUCAAAAUAACCAUACACCCCACUCCACCACAUCACAUAACCCACCCGAAGUGCCAUAUGUCCCGGGCCAGUGAGAGCUGUAGCAGACCUGACUGUGGGUGUAUGAUAUGUGGGGGAGAGACAGGAACAGCGGCUGUACAAGCAGCUCAGCAUGCCGCUCCAUCCCCUGAGUGGUGUGAAGGAACACAGUCCUGUUCUCUCCCUCUCUCUCUCUCUCUCUCUCUCUCUCUCUGUGGCUCUCUGGAGCAGAAUCAAGACGUGGCAGACCAUUUGUCUCAGAUCACAGGGAGAGUGGAGAAGGGGGUUGAGGGAAAGAGAGAGAGAGAGAGGGGGGAGAGAGAUGGAGAGACAGAAAGAGAGUUAGCGGCAGAGACAGACAGAGAAUGAGGGAGGGCAAAGUGAGAGAGAAAGGGAGGAAAAGAGAGAGGGAGAAAGAUUAAGGGAGGAGGAGAGAAAGAGAGAGAAGGAUUAAGGGAGGAGGAGAGAGAGAGAAAAAGAGAGAGAAAGAUUAAGGGAGGAGGAGAGAGAGAGAAAAAGAGAGAGAAAGAUUAAGGGAGGAGGAGAGAGGGAGAAAGAGAGAGAAGGAUGGGAUAGUGCGACAAAGAAGAGACGGAGAGAGGUGAAACAAGGUGGAGAAAGAGAAGGAGAGAGAAGACAGAAAGAGAAAGGGUUCUGUAAUGGAGACGUUCCGGCUGUAAUGUCAGCAGCUCCUCUGGGAGCCAUUAGUCUGACCUUUAUAUUAGACCACAUUUACAAGACUUAGGAGCCCACUCUAUUCUCUCUCUCUCGCUUUCUUUUCUUUUUUAUCUAUCCCUCUUCCACUCGCUCUGUUUCUCUCUUCUAUCUCUUCUUUCCUUCCUGCCCUAAGAGCUUGACGCUGCUGUAGCUAGAACUAGCACUCACUUCUAACCCUCUCUCUCAACCUCUCAGAGACCACCUCUUUAACUCUCUCUCUCAACCUCUCAGAGACCACCUCUUUAACUCUCUCUCUCAACCUCUCAGAGACCACCUCUUUAACUGCCACUCUCUAUCCUGCACUUUCUUCUCGCUUUGUAUCUUCUUUUACCUCAUGCUCCUUCCCCACUCUAGCUUUCUUUCGUUCUCACACACACACUCAUGCCCUCUCUCUGUCUCUCCUCUCCCUGUCUCUUGAGUGCUUAGGCCCUUAUCUGUAGCUGUCAGGGUUGUUUGUUCCUUGCCUGGCUCCUUGUGCGGCCCCUCUAUGAACGGGCUAGCGCAAUACUAAAUGGAUUAGGGAGGGAGGGAGGGAGCUGCACCUGCAUACAGCACAGCAUAUUAAUAACUGAGUGGUAUGAGGAGGAGGAGAGGCUCCGCUGGGCUCUGCUCUGCCAGCCUCUAAGAGUACUUAGGCAGAUGAGAGCGAGACAACAGGCAGGGAGUCUACUAUGGGACAGAUUGCUGGAGCUACAGUGGCUUGCGAAAGUAUUCACCCCACUUGGCAUUUUUCCUAUUUUGUUGCCUUACAACCUGGAAUUAAAAAAUGUUGGGGGUUUGAAUCAUUUGAUUUACACAACAUGCCUACCACUUUGAAGAUAUAAACAAACAAGACAAAAAAACAGAACACUUGAGCGUGCAUAACUAUUCACUAACUAAUUUCCCUAUAUUUAGCGCCAUCCAUCAUUCCUUCAAUUCUGACCAGUUUCCCAGUCCCUGCCGAUGAAAAACUUCCCCACAGCAUGAUGCUGCCACCACCAUGCUUCACUGUGGGGAUGGUGUUCUCAGGGUGAUGAGAGGUGUUGGGUUUGCGCCAGACAUAGCGUUUUCCUUGAUGGCCAAAAAGCUCAAUUUAAGACUCAUCUGACCAGAGUACCUUCUUCCAUAUGUUUGGGGAGUCUCCCACUUGCCUUUUGGAGAACACCAAACGUGUUUGCUUAUUUUUUUUCUUUAAGCAAUGGCUUUUCUCUGGCCACUCUUCCGUAAAGCCCAGCUCUGUGGAGUGUAUGGCUUAAAGUGGUCCUAUGGACAGAUACUCCAAUCUCCGCUGUGGAGCUUUGCAGCUCCUUCAGGGUUAUCUUUGGUCUCUUUGUUGCCUCUGAUUAAUGCCCUCAUUGCCUGGUUCGUGAGUUUUGGUGGGCGGCCCUCUCUUGGCAGGUUUGUUGUGGUGCCAUAUUCUUUCCAUUUUUUUAUAAUGGAUUCAAUGGUGCUCCGUGUGAUGUUCAACGUUUCGGAUAUUUUUUUAUAACCCAACCCUGAUCUGUACUUCUCCACAACUUUGUCCCUGACUCGUUUGGAGAGCUCCUUGGUCUUCAUGGUGCUGCUUUCUUGGUAGUGCCCCUUGCUUAGUGGUGUUGCAGACUGGGGCCUUUCAGAACAGAUGUAUAUAUACUGAUAUCAUGUGACAAAUCAUGUGACACUUAGAUUGCACACAGGUGGACUUUAUUUAACUAAUUAUGUGACUUCUGAAGAUAAUUGGUUGCACCAGAUCUUAUUUAGGGGCUUCAUAGCAAAGGGGGUGAAUACAUAUGCACGCACCACUUUUCCGUUAUUAUUUUUUUUGAAUUUUUGAAACAAAGUAUUUUUUUCAUUUCACUUCACCAAUUUUGACUAUUUUGUGUAUGUCCAUUACAUGAAAUCCAAAUAAAAAUAAAUUUAAAUUACAGGUUGUAAUGCAACAAAAUAGGAAAAAAUGCCAAGGGGGAUGAAUACUUUUGCAAGGCACUGUAUGUACAGACUGCCAACAGACCCUAAGAGGAACUUCAGUAAUGUCCCCACAGUGUGUUUAGCACAAUGCCUAGUUAUGGCAACAGUUUAUUGGCAGCCCUUAUUCUUCUUCAAUGAACCACUGUUCACAUACAAUACAUUUCUGUCAUAUAGAAAAGGUAGAGAUUUGCUGCAUUAGCAUUGAUCCAUACCUUUGAUCGAUGUCACUGUGUGGCAUGUGGCCCAUACCUGUGAUCUUAUUGGGUAUUAUUUAUCCUGUUUGAUACAAGCACAUGAAAAAGCGCCGCCAGCCACCGCGGUGUCACGCUGAUGUACAUACAGCGUGUCGUGACUCUGUGUGACACUGCAGACAGCAGAGAGGAGACCUUGUCGGAUUCCCCUUUGAACAAGACUUGACAAAUGCCACGUUUACUGAGAGAAAAGCAUAAGUUGAAACCGAGAAAGGGCAUUAUACAAGUUGGAUUCCUCGGUUUUGUGCUACCAUCUCCAACAGAGACAAUGUUAUAUUCAUGAAAUAAAAAGCACACAUGAUCUCACCCAUCCAACAGACAGUGAAGUCUGGACCUGUUGCGUGCUGACUGGCACAGACCAGAGUCAUAUAUGAAUACUUUAUUAAAGUCAUUCCUUACCAUUCAGUCAACAUUGGCUAUGUUGUACAGAUGUAAUUCAGCAUUAUAUGAGCAUACUUUAAGCCACCAGCAAUUGUCUAUUUGUUCUAUUUGACAUUUUCUUGCAAAAGAUUUGCAUAUGAAGGGUCUUUGCAAUUGAUGGAGUCCCUGCAUGUGGCUUCCGGGUUAGACAACACUAAAUCAUGUUGUUGUUCUCUCUCUAACCCCUCCCAGAUCACCAUGGCCCUGGAGCAGGACGAGCAGGCUAGGAAACAGCGUCUGGCCUACAAGGUGGAGCAGCUCAUCUCAGCCAUGUCCCUGGAGAGUUGA